Molecule: messenger RNA, 369 nt
Organism: Arabis nemorensis
Lineage: Eukaryota; Viridiplantae; Streptophyta; Magnoliopsida; Brassicales; Brassicaceae
Source: the annotation of a GenBank genome assembly
AUGGCAUCCAAGUUGCUAACACUGCAAUCCAAGGCCUGUGAAGCAUCAAAGUUUUUGUCCAAGCACGGCUCAACUUACUACAAACAGUUGCUCGAGAAGAACAAGAAGUAUAUACAGGAGCCAGCUACUGUUGAGAAAUGCAAUGAGUUGUCUAAGCAGCUUCUCUACACUCGUCUUGCUAGCAUUCCUCGGCGUUCUGAGUCGUUCUGGAAGGAAGUGGAUCACGUGAAGGGCUUGUGGAAGAAUCGGGCGGAUUUGAAGGUUGAAGAUGCUGGAAUUGCAGCACUUUUUGGUUUGGAAUGCUUUGCUUGGUACUGUGCAGGUGAGAUUGUAGGACGAGGCUUCACUUUCACCGGCUACUACCCUUGA